Centropristis striata (black sea bass) is the source of this 2708-nucleotide messenger RNA. RefSeq lists its product as uncharacterized. The transcript is spliced from 6 exons. Lineage: Eukaryota; Metazoa; Chordata; Actinopteri; Perciformes; Serranidae. Gene Ontology annotation, cellular component: membrane. The coding region runs from base 515 to 1036 and encodes 173 amino acids. The record is from RefSeq and is a predicted model, not a curated record.
UUUUUCCACGCAAAUUUAUAAAACCACAAAAAUGGCUGAUUCUGUUUUAAAAAUGUCAGUCACUGUGAAACUAAGUGCAAAUGCAUGAACCUCAAUUUUACAUGCAGUGGUUGCCAGAAAGUUGUGCUCUCGCCAUCUUACAUUAGACCUGUCUAUGAAAAAUACAGCAAGACAAUGCAAUUAUUAGACCCGUUCAUAGUGUGGUCCCCCAAAUGUCCCUCUAUUUUGCUGGAAAGAUCUGUGCCGGCUUUUUGCCUUAGGGCAUUCAUAGUGAUCCAAAAAGGCAUGAUAUUUGUGCUCUCUCAUAGCGCAAUCCAGCGUCGGGGAAUGAGGUGACAGGUUAGUGGGAGGGGACGGUAGUGACGUGUGACAGAGCAGCAGCAGUGCUUGUUUACGAUCAGCGGCGGAAUGGAAUGGGUGUGAGGUUGGACCCAAGAACAGUACAGACUGAGGCCAGCAUUGGAACAGUUCAACAGUUAAUUAACAAAACAGGGUCGCAAUAAUCCACAGCAGAAUGAUGUCCUCUGAGGGAGCACUGGCCGCAGCUGAACCCAGGUUACAUCGUCUCUCUGCUUGGUUUGACCCUGAAUCUGCUGCGGUUGUGACCAUCCUGUUGGGACUGUUCCAGGUGGUGCUGUCUGUCCCACUCGCUUAUGUUGACCAUAAUCUGCCAAAACUCUUCAUUCUGCCACUGGUCUUAGGAAUUCUAAUUGUGGCAGGAGGAUCAUUUACCAUUGCCAAUGAGAGGAACUCCAGCGAACUACUGAUUCGAGGUUGUGCCUGCAGUAAUCUGCUGGGCCUGCUGGGGGCGCUGCUUGCCUUCUGCCUGUACUGCUACAGCCUCAGCACUGUAAAGAACAAAUCGCAGUGUGAACCAUCAUCUCACCAUGACUACUACGGCAGAGGGUGUCCUGGAGAAUACCUGGCGGCCUAUUGCUGGAGCUUGAUCCUGCUGCUGCUGCUCUAUGACACCGGGGCUAUGAUCCUGCACUGCCUUCUGUCUCUCUCUGCCCUCAAAAAACUAAGAACAGAUUGAUACAAACAAAGAAAUGUGAUUUAUAUACUGAAUUAUUUCGUAUCAGCAGAAGAAUUUAAAAGAAAACACGUAAUACCCUUACACAAUUAGUGUUGAUUCUGCAGAUACAGAUUUGAUGAGUUCCAUUCAAACCAAAACGUGACCUCAGUGUAACAACAAUUACAGACAGAGAAAAAUUAUUCUCAUAUCAUCUAAUGUAAUAUAUAUAUAUAUUUAUAUAUAUAUAUAUAUAUAUAUAUAUAUAAAAUCUAAGCGAUCCUUAUCAUGAUUGAUUGGUACACAAGUUAUAAUGUAACUGGUAUAAAAUGAGGCUUAACGCUCACAGAGCUUCUCUAAGCUAAAUAACAUGCAGAAUUGGUGUCCUCAUUCUGGGGCACAAACAUUUUCAGAGAUCAUGAAUUCAGUUUAAAGUUUAUUGAUUAGAUUCCAACAAAUUAAUUUAAAUUUCAAGUUAUUCUUCAGAUUCAGUUUUUCAAUAUAAUUAUUUUAGUUAAACAAUAUAUGUUCUAUAUGUGUGAUGGAAAUUCAGAUUGUUACUGCAGUUUUUAAAAUUCAUCAACUUAUAUAUAAAAUUAUUCAAACAGAGUUUUAGUGACAAAUACUAGUAACCUUUUUUUAAAUGCCAAAAAUAUGAAUAUAUGACAAAAUGACAAAUGUAUUACUGUAAAUAUUAGAAACGAAUCUAUCAGCAAACUUAACUGUGCAUAUGGUUAGCAGAUAGUCUAAAAAAACAAAAUCCUUGGCAACAGAAAUAAAAGUUGCCUGUCUCACUGCAGAUCCAUGAGAAGAUGCCCAGCUUAUAUAUGCCAGUCAAUAUUGAUUACCCUGAUCACUCUACAUACAGUACAGGCCAAAAGUUUGGACACACACCUUCUCAUUCAAUGCGUUUUCUUUAUUUUCAUGACUACUUACAUUGUAGAUUCUUACUGAAGGCAUACUUAACAAAAAAGUGUGAAAUAACUGAAAACAUGUCUUGUAUUUUAGAUUCCUCAAAGUAACCACCCUUUGCUUACUAGAAUAUAAGACAUGUUUUCAGUUAUUUCACACUUUUUUGUUAAGUACAUAAUUCCACAUGUGUUCAUUAAUAGUUUUGAUGAAUCUACAAUGUAAAUAGUCAUGAAAAUAAAGGAAACGCAUUGAAUGAGAAGGUGUGUCCAAACUUUUGGCCUGUACUGUAUAUCUAUUUAUUUUGUUUUUACAUUGUGUUUUAUGGUGUUUUGUAGAUUCAUGUGUUUUUACAAUUUUAUAAAAAUAAAUCGAAUAUAAAGAGAAUAAAUGCACAUCUGUGUCAGUCAACCGGAGUAAUAAUUGAGCAAUAGCUUUUUUCUGUAUUAGGCUCAAUGGUCUUCAUAGUUUUUACCUCUGUAUAAAUGUAAGGGAAGGAAACUAACCAAUGGAUUACAUUAUUGUGCUGCUGUUAUUGUGUCCACGCCCUGUAUGUGUUUAAAUAUGUAUCCUAUUCAAAUGGAAUUAACUAGUGUGAUGCAAUACACUGUUUAAGAUUAAUAAAACUAAUAAUCUAGGGAAACAUUUUCAUCAGUGGAUCGGAUGCAGCAUCUGUAAAUGUCUACAACUUCAAAUGCAUUGAUGCAAAAUCACAGCUUCAAAUGUAUGCACUGAAUCAGUAAUGAUGCUUGUUUUUACACAACUAUUAAACAAAAUUACACACAAA